CCGUUGUGACCCUGUGCCCUCCAAAUCACAAUUGGAGGAUCAAAGUGUGAGUUGUUCGACUAUGGAUUGCUGAUGGGUUUGCUGGGGAAAACAAACCUGCUUCAAUGGAGUUGAUUUUACUGGAUCAACAUGGUGGAAAAAUCCAAGCAACUGUGAGGAAGCUCAUGUUUAGGAAGUGGGGUGAACAAUUCGUGGAAGGAAAUGUUUAUAUCAUUACAUUUUUUCACUUGAUCCCCAAUUUGGGUGCCUAUCGACCUACUGAUCAUGCUUUUAGGAUUCUUUUUAAUCCUAAAACUAAGAUCAUUCCAGCUGAGAGUAGCAUUAUCCCAAGGUGGGGAUUUUCUCUGAAGGAUUCUGCUCAACUUAAUGAUGAUGGCUUCCAGACGGAAUACUUAGUUGAUAUGAUUGGUUUGUUGACAGCUACCUCUGAGGAAAGGACUUAUGUCAAGGAUGACAUUGUUACAAAGAUGAUGUUGCUUGAAAUUAGUGAUGACAAAGGAAAACUGGAGUGUGCCCUUUUUGGAGAGUAUGUCCAGAUUGUAUUGGACUUCCUUAGUUCUAAUCAUUUGGAAAAGCCUGUUGUGGUUCUGCAGCUUGCAAAACUUAAGUCAUUUAGAGGUAAGAAUGUUCUUCAGAAUGUAAUGAAAGCAUCGAGGAUUAUCUUUAAUCCUGAGGUUGCUGAAGCUGAAUCUUUGAUGGACCGCAUAUCUGGCCUUAAUAUGCAGCCCAAUCAACCUGUGGGGCAUAUUAUUUCUCCUAAUCCUUCUGUUCCAAUUUUUGAAGAUUUUAUGAACAACUAUCCUAAGAAAACUAUAUGUGCUUUGAAUGAAACUACUGAGGUAUUUUGCUAUUUUUGUUUUCCAGAUUUAAGGUUAUUGGAUGAAUUGUUUAUUGUUUAUGGAACUGUGGUUGGUUUGUUGCAAGAUGAUCCAUGGUGGUAUUUUGCAUGCAAGUGUCACAAAGCUAUGACUUUUGAUGAUGGAUUAUAUUUCUGCCCCGGUUGUUGUAAGCAUGUUAUGGAUGUUUCUGCAAGGUGUUGUUCUUGUGACCUGAAAUAUGAAUAG
This is a messenger RNA of Lotus japonicus, 1064 nucleotides long. Its product is annotated as replication protein A 70 kDa DNA-binding subunit C-like. Bases 105 to 1064 code for a protein of 319 amino acids. Lineage: Eukaryota; Viridiplantae; Streptophyta; Magnoliopsida; Fabales; Fabaceae. The transcript is spliced from 7 exons. The record is from RefSeq and is a predicted model, not a curated record.